CCCUCCCUUUCCCGCCUCCUCUCCGAGUCCUCCCAUCGCGACGGAGCGUCCCUGGGAGGGGGCAGCCCAGGCCCAGAGCAGGGAGCUGAGGGCUCGCCCGUGCCAGUCGCCGCCGGGGCGCGUUCCGGUGCCGCGGCGGAUGGCACAGGCUGGCAGCCACAGGCUGAGUGCCCGGGACCCGAGGGGAGGGGGCAACUGCUGGCGACCGCCGGCCCUUUGCGUCGCUGGCCCGCCCCUCGCCUGCCCCGGCGAGGCUCCAGCCCCGCCCCCGGAGCGGCUUCGGUUCACUCAGCUCAAGGCAGCGCGACUUCGGGGGGCGCACGACCAGGGCGCAGGCCUUGGGGCGCGCGGCCCAUGGAGUCGGGGCUGCUGCGGCCGGCACCGGUGAGCGAGGUCAUCGUCCUGCAUUACAACUACACCGGCAAGCUCCGCGGUGCACGCUACCAGCCCGGGGCUGGCCUGCGCGCCGACGCCGUGGUGUGCCUGGCGGUGUGCGCCUUCAUCGUGCUAGAGAAUCUGGCUGUGCUGUUGGUGCUCGGACGCCACCCACGCUUCCACGCGCCCAUGUUCCUGCUCCUGGGCAGCCUCACAUUGUCGGAUCUGCUGGCCGGCGCUGCCUACGCUGCCAACAUCCUGCUGUCGGGGCCGCUCACACUGCGACUGUCGCCUGCGCUCUGGUUCGCGCGGGAAGGAGGCGUCUUCGUGGCACUCGCGGCAUCCGUGCUGAGCCUCCUGGCCAUCGCGCUAGAGCGUAGCCUCACCAUGGCGCGCAGGGGGCCGGCACCCGCCGCCAGUCGGGGACGCACGCUGGCUAUGGCAGCCACGGCCUGGGGCAUGUCGCUGCUCCUCGGGCUCCUGCCGGCGCUGGGCUGGAACUGCCUGGGUCGCCUGGACGCCUGCUCCACAGUCCUGCCGCUCUACGCCAAGGCCUACGUGCUCUUCUGCGUGCUGGCCUUCGUGGGCAUCCUGGGCGCGAUCUGUGCGCUCUACGCGCGGAUCUACUGCCAGGUGCGCGCUAACGCGCGGCGCCUGCGGGCCCGGCCCGGAACUGCCGGGGCCACCUCGACCCGGGCGCGUCGCACGCCGCGCUCGCUGGCCCUACUCCGCACGCUCAGCGUGGUGCUCCUGGCUUUUGUGGCGUGUUGGGGCCCCCUCUUCCUGCUGCUGUUGCUCGACGUGGCGUGUCCCGCGCGCGCCUGUCCUGUGCUCCUGCAGGCCGAUCCCUUCCUGGGAUUGGCUAUGGCCAACUCACUUCUGAACCCCAUCAUCUACACUCUCACCAACCGCGACCUGCGUCACGCGCUCCUACGCCUAGUCUGCUGCGGCCGCCACCCCUGCGGCCGAGGCCCGGGUGGCUCCCGGCAGUCCGGGAGCGCGGCUGAGGCUUCCGGGGGCCUGCGCCGCUGCCUGCCCCCGGGCCUGGAUGGGAGCUUCAGCCGCUCGGAGCGCUCGUCGCCUCAGCGCGACGGGCUGGACACCAGCGGCUCCACAGGCAGCCCCGGUGCGCCCACAGUCGCCUGGACCCUGGUACCAGAACCGGCUGCAGACUGACACCCGCGGCCCACGACUGUCCUCCCAAGUUUUACAGACUUUUUCUUUUUAUAUAAAGGAAUGUGUAGGGAAUGCAGCCGAAGGUGCAGUAGGAAAAGAGGCAGGGGAAAUGUGUUGGUGGAGCGACACCCCGCAGCAGUGAACAGACAAACAUCUGUGCCCUAGCGGAACUGACGCUCUGCUUGGGAACACAGAAAAGAACUCGGUGACGAGAUAAUGGAGAUAAUUCCAGUGACCACACCGAAAUGGCGAUGGUGGUCAGGGAAGGCCUCUCUGUAGCGCUGGUGACUUGUGAUGUGAGCUGAGACCUCUGUCCUGGGAAGACCAAAUGAAAAGGCAUUUCUGAGCCGGGCGCGGUGGCUCACCCCUGUAAUCCCAGCACUUUGGGAGG
Molecule: messenger RNA, 1942 nt
Organism: Saimiri boliviensis boliviensis (Bolivian squirrel monkey)
Lineage: Eukaryota; Metazoa; Chordata; Mammalia; Primates; Cebidae
Gene: S1PR5
Product: sphingosine-1-phosphate receptor 5
Biological process (GO): G protein-coupled receptor signaling pathway
Cellular component (GO): membrane
Molecular function (GO): sphingosine-1-phosphate receptor activity
Source: RefSeq, a predicted model, not a curated record